Molecule: messenger RNA, 690 nt
Organism: Daldinia vernicosa
Lineage: Eukaryota; Fungi; Ascomycota; Sordariomycetes; Xylariales; Hypoxylaceae
Exons: 4
Coding region: 1-690 (229 amino acids)
Source: RefSeq, a predicted model, not a curated record
AUGGCAGGACAGGAGCCCACUAGCGAGGACGAUGAUGUACGUGUGAGACUUGUCCAUGGAAGGGAAAUGUUAGCCGCCUACCCCUAUCUUUGGAUGGGCUUCGAACCAUGCUCUCGAAGAGACCUUGAGCUCUUCAACUGCAGUCCUGUCGAUUUCGUCGGAUACGACCACACAAGCUACCUCCGCAAGAUCACUACCAUGACGUGGGAGGUGAAAGUCAGGUCCGGCAAGGAACUGUUCGUCACAAAUGAAGAGCAAAUUCGUAUUAACGAAGGGCUACCUAAAGGUUGUUUCUUCACCCCCGGACGUCGCAACAAAGAACCCCACGUCAAGAUCACUAUCCCCGUAGAUAAACGGGGCACAUUUAAUGCCACUACCGGUUUCCUCUGCUCCAUGUGGAGCAAGUUGAAAUUCCUCAAGGGACCACACGAAAGCAAUUCAACCUGUGCAUGGGAUGCCAUGAUCAUCUAUGAUUGCACUGCUAGCUCAGAAGGUACUCUCAGGGGUUGCCCCCAGAUCGCCACGCGCAAAUGGGACAUUCUUCUCAUGAAAGUGGGCGACGAUUAUGAGUACCCCUGGCUCGUCGCCGCAAUCAAGGACUCUGGAGCCUAUACCGAUUUGCGCCAUGACCCUUUUGACGAACGACAACGGAGUGCAUUCGAGUCCUUUCACGGCCUUGGAAACUUCUAG